AUGAUUUUAAAGUUAGUGAAAAUAUUAAAAGAAUCGUUUAUAAAAACAAUUGCCAGUUAUUAUGUUGAAAAUGAAAUGACUAAAGAUGAAGCAAGAGCUAUUUUAAACUCUAAUAAUGACGAAAAUGAUUUAGAAGAUAAUUUUAAUAGACUUUAUACAAUCAAUUACAAAUCUAAAUAUUUACAAAAAAUCAUUAAAAAUGCACAUAAUCUGAUAAAAGAAUAA
Messenger RNA from Hepatospora eriocheir, 225 nucleotides. Lineage: Eukaryota; Fungi; Microsporidia; Hepatosporidae. The record is from the annotation of a GenBank genome assembly.